Oikopleura dioica is the source of this 765-nucleotide messenger RNA. The record is from the annotation of a GenBank genome assembly. Lineage: Eukaryota; Metazoa; Chordata; Appendicularia; Copelata; Oikopleuridae.
AUGAGACAACAACUGUCGAAGCGUGUUUUGUCGGUUCCGUUUUUCACCGCUCGCCCACGAGGUGGGGCCCAGAAUCCCACUCCGGAGAACAUGAACUGGAACACCUACCAGUCCGCUGUUUGGGCUCGCGAAGACACCGACAUUAAGCUCGAUGGUUCUACCCUUGCUGAUAACUUCCGCUUGCCACGAUUUAACCGUCUCGGAAAAAAGCCUGGUGACGCUGUGCACUAUCACGAGCCGCAACUCGACGGGUGGCAACACAAGGUCGACUUGAAUUACAACGUUGGAUGGUCUCGACUGCGAAUCCCGGGACCUGUGGACCCAGUUAACUGGCGACCGGUGACUUCCGAAGAAGAGGAUCUCUUCCAUAAGCGUCGCGAGCACGCUGCCAAGACCCGAAGGAAGUUUUGGAACUGGCGAUACAACCCAAAGACGGAGGGUUACUUCUCCGAGGCAUGGUCUGAUCGACGAGUUACUCAGCAAGAUUGGUCGAACUCUCAAUGGUUCAGAAUGACUUCUAACCAAUACUGGAACUCUACUUAUUGGCUGCUGGCCAACACGUGCCGAUUCAUUAUGAUCAUGUGGGCUAUCUACGAGUACAACCGAUGGCACCAGCAUAACUCCAAGUACGGACGACCUUACGCUCCUGCUACCGAUGGAGCCAACUGGGAAAUCGAGGUUAUUGAUAUGGACCGUGGCAACUACACUCCCAUCGGUUCUUUUGCUCAAGGACAGUACACUCCAUUCACUCCUGAAUCAAGCUAG